Molecule: messenger RNA, 1089 nt
Organism: Paramecium primaurelia
Lineage: Eukaryota; Ciliophora; Oligohymenophorea; Peniculida; Parameciidae
Source: the annotation of a GenBank genome assembly
AUGUCUAUAACAAUUUAUUUUAAUCCUUAUUCACAUAGAAACACUUUUAACAUAAUAGAAAAUACCAAUAAGCAAAAUGUAACUAAGAGUGAUUUCAAUGAAAAAUCAUUGAUGUUCUGAAAGGAGAAAAUCUCAACCAUGCUUUUCCUAAUAUAAAUCCUAACCAACUGUUCCAACCAUUACUGAAGAGUUUUUCAGUUUAUUUGAAAGCCAUGCAAUAAUAAAAUACAUUUGCAUAAAUAAACCUGAUUUCAGAUUAUAUCCUUAUGCAAAAAAAUCAUUCAAUAUAUAAAUAAGAGUGGAUUCAUAUUUAGAUUGGCAUUAAAAUGAAUUUACUAAACUUUUGGAUUAUUCUAAAGAGUGUUAUUUGAAACCUGAUAGGAGAUAGAGUUCCUGAAAAUAGAGUUUCGAGAUUAGCAGACGUAGAGGGUAUAUUACAUUUUUUUAUCAAAACUUUCCUAAACAAUGGCCAACUUAAUUAUAUUUUUGAUUUACCCAACUUUACUAUUGCAGAUUUUAGGUAAUUAGUUUUAUAUUUUUAAGAGCUGUCUGUGAUUUGACUUCCUUAUAUAUAUGUAAUUUCGAUUUCGAAAAGUUCCCUGUUUUAGAAAAAUAUAUUUUGAGAAUUUUUUUUAAAAUACCAGAAUUAUAUCUAACCCAUUAGGAUUAUUUCAAUUUAAUAUCGAAACAAAAAUAUAAAAACCUGUUCAUUUAAUCAAUAUUGGCAAGAUAACCUGAAUAAGAUCUAAUAAAUCUAUAUUUUCAUCCACUUUCAUCACCUUCAAGAGCUGUAAGAUCAUUAUUUUUAUUGGCUACAAUUGAGUAUAAUCAAAAAUUUAUAGAUAUUCUGAAAUCCGAGAAUAAAUUUGAUCAACAUACUCAAAUAAAUCAAAUUAAACAGAACCUUAAAACUAUCUCAAUAACAGAUUUGAGGUAUAUUGUAUCUAUUAUUUUAGUGCAGUAAAUGAAAUCCUAUUGUUAGUAAUGGCAAAUUAUGAAUUUAAUAGUGUAUGGUGUAAUAUAAACUAUAUUUGUUAAUGCCUCAAAUUAAAAAAUAUCUUACAAACAUUCUUGAUAAUUAGAAUGUGA